Molecule: messenger RNA, 4539 nt
Organism: Rubroshorea leprosula
Lineage: Eukaryota; Viridiplantae; Streptophyta; Magnoliopsida; Malvales; Dipterocarpaceae
Source: the annotation of a GenBank genome assembly
UAAUCUCUACGCUUCUCUCUCUGCAAUUACUCCUUGAGAGCAUCCAUCUCUAGAAUAUUGAGUAUUGCUGACUUGAGCAUCGGAGUGUUUUCCCCGAGGAAACAACCUCGGGAUUUUCAGGUGUAGGAGCAGCUAAGGACUUCAAUAGUGUUGGAUUGUGAAGCUGCCCAAACAUUUGGCGCCGUCUGUGGGAACCUGAACAAGAAGUUGCAUAGCUUGACUUGUUGAAGGACAAAAUGGUUCGCACUUUUACAGGAGGUCACCCUCCAAGAAAUGAAAUGGACGAGCAGGAGGACGUUCAACUGCCUGAACUCGGCUUAAAUGAUUUUAGACCACUGCCCAGAAACCUUUUUGUUGGGGGAGCGGAACAGGAUCACCUAAGCGAAACAGAUUAUGAUGAAAGAACACCAACUGGGUAUGCAACCCAGCCUGAACAGUUCCAAGUUCCAACAGGAACAAGACCAAAACCUUCUAGACCAUACAAUUCACAGCAUGAACGACCUGAAAGGUCAACAGAACCUGCUCGGACAACCGAGCUCGAAGAAAGAACUAGAAUUCUCGAGAUGGCGAUGGGUAAAAUCCUUGCCCGCCUGAUCCCUGACGAUCCCCUGAUUCCUUUGUUGAACAGGGAUGCACAACCAGCUGCGGUUGUUGCGACUCGAAACUCCCCCGCUCUAAGCAACAUAGUAGUGCAGACCAGGCCAAGGGGAAGUGGGAGGCUAAAUAACGAGCCUAGCUCGUCCAAACAUAGUGAAGAAUUGAUGAGGAAAAAUGCAGACCUGGAAAGACAGUUAAGGGACGUACAGAAAUCUAUAGACGAGCUGAAAAGCCCCAGGUCGCACCAGCAGACUCUUGAUUUGGAUAGUGCUCCUUUAAACAUAUCCAUCACAGCAGAGCCGUAUCAAGAGGAAUUCAAAAUUCCCCACCUGGAGACAUAUGAUGGCUCGGGCGACCCUGAUGAACAUCUGCAUACUUAUCAAGCCAUCAUGAGAAUCCAGAAUGCCAAUGAUGCCAUGAUGUGCAAAGUGUUCCCAGCAACACUCAAGUCAAUAGCCAGGAGAUGGUAUCACAAACUUCCUCGACAUUCCAUAGACUCAUAUUCCCAGCUCGCCAAGCUAUUCUCCAACAAAUUUGCGAGCCAAAGGGAGAUUAAACGUACAGCAACCGAACUAAUGCAGGUUCAUCAGAAAGAGGGAGAAUCUUUGAGGGACUACAUGCAACGAUUCAACAAAGCUACUUUAGACAUUGAUAACGUCCCCGAUACCAUCUGGUUAUCUGCCUUGUUGCAUGGUUUGAAGCCUGGCCGGUUUUUGGACGACCUGCUGGAGAAUCCACCCAAGUCAUGGAAUGAAGUAAAUGACAGGUCGGCAAGCUUCAUAUUGUCCGAGGAUUUUCAAUCUUCUAAGAGACGAGCUUAUGACAAGCAAGGAAAAGAGCUCAAGCAGUCUGAAAACAGGGAUGACAAGAAGAAACAGAAGGCUGGCGAGCAGAGAGGGAAACCGCCUUCUUAUCCAAAAUAUGACAGCUAUAUCCCCCUGAGCUCAAGACUGUCAGAGUCUGAAGGACGAGCUCGAAUUCUUGGCUCGCAACGGGAAAUUGAAGGGGCAGGUCCAUACUCUUCCGAGCCGAACAUAGCAUACAGGGGACGCCCGCUCAAUAGGCGUGGGCAAGGACAGAAAACACCUGCACAGAAUCAAAAGGACCACAGAGGGGUUGGGUAUGGUGGAAUACCCCCGCCAUCUGGCACAAUAAAUAUGAUAUCAGGUGGUGUUCACUCUAGAGGCCAAAGCGCCCGAGCCCGCAAGGCAUAUGCCCGGCAGGUGAUGACCGUCAACAAAAACAGGCCUUUGAAACGGCUGUUCGAGGAGGCGGAGUGGGAGAAUGCAGCCAUCACAUUCAGCCCGACCGAUUAUAAGCGAGCAGACGGGGAACCCAACGUUAUGAUGCUUCAUGCAGAUCCCUUUGUGGCGACGGUCCAUAUAGGCAAUCAUAACGUCAACAAGGUCUUUGUUGAUACGGGUAGCUCGCCAGAUAUCCUUUAUUGGGGUUGCUUUCAGAAGAUGCAGCUAAACCCAAGCUCACUGCAAAAAUAUGAAGGGCCCAUCUAUGGGUUCAAUAAUCAACCCGUCUCGGUAGAAGGAGUCAUUACUCUGCCCAUCUAUGUGGGCUCGGAACCACGCUUCAGGAUGGCUUUUGUCACCUUUCUGGUCGUCAAGAUGGAAUCAGCUUUCAAUGCUAUAUUGGGAAGAGCCACCCUAUGCGAGCUGAAGGCCAUUAUCUCUCAACCCCAUCUUUGUAUGAAAUUCCCAACUCCUCAGGGGGUAGGAGUACUUAAAGGAAACCAAAAGAUGGCUAGAGCCUGCUAUCAAGAUAUGUUCAAGAAGGUUGAGCUCGCUGCAACACCGGCAGGUUCUGAGAAGCACAGGCCAACUCAGCCCGGUCAGCAAACAAUGAGCAUAUCAGACAUUGAGCAUCGACCAGAGGGUGUUGAGCAGAAGACUGAACCGGUAGAGCCAGUAGAGACCGUUCCUUUAAACCUUGAUAUGCCGAAAAGGACAGUUAAGAUCGGCACCAAGCUCACAAAAGAAGAACGAGCAGAGCUUCUGGAGUUUUUGAGGGUCAAUCAAGAUGUGUUUGCAUGGACUAUAGAUGAAAUGCCUGGCAUCCCGGCAGAGUUGACAGUGCAUAAACUCAGCACGGACCCCACCAAAAGGCCGGCAGGCUUCAUUAGAAGGGUGGAGUACUCUGAGUGGGUAUCUAACCCCGUGCUCGUCAAAAAACCAAAUGGCAAGUGGAGGAUGUGUAUUGACUUCACUAACCUAAAUGAGGCGUGUCCAAAAGACCCUCAUCCCUUGCCAAAUGUGGAGAAAUUAGUAGAGCGGGCAGCCGGGCAUGAGCGGAUGAGUUUCCUUGACGCUAGCUCAGGUUAUCAUCAGGUUCAGUUGCUGUUAGACGACCAGGAGAAAACAGCUUUUUACGCCGGUGAUGCAAUCUACUGCUAUGUGAUGAUGCCGUUUGGCUUGAAGAAUGCUGGCGCUACAUAUCAAAAAUUGGUGCAAAUCAUCUUUAAGCUCCAGAUUGGCAGAAACAUAGAGGUAUAUGUGGAGGAUAUGAUAGUCACCAGCGUGCGAGCUGAGGAUCAUAUAGACGACCUGAGUGAGACCUUUCAAAAUUUGCGCCAAGCCCAAAUGAAGCUGAACCCCCUGAAGUGCACGUUCGCUGUAGAAUCAGGGAAAUUCCUAAGGUACAUGGUAUCCAAGAAAGGAAUUGAAGUGAAACCAGAGAAGGUCCUGGCCGUUCAGCAGAUGGAACCUCCCAAGACUGUAAAGGAUGUGCAGCGCCUGAUAGGUCGCGUAGCUGCGCUGCAUAGAUUCAUAGCCAGGUCGGCAGAAAGAUGCCUCCCAUUCUUCAAAGCCCUGCGAGAGCCCAAAAACUUUCAAUGGACUGAUGAGUGUCAGAGUGCAUUUGACGAGCUCAAACAAUACCUAGCAUCAGCACCCCUGCUAUCCAAGCCUGCGGAAGGGGAGAGUUUAUGCAUGUACCUGGGGGUUACAGAAGAGGCAGUGAGCUCAGUUCUGCUCAGGGAGGAGAAUAAAAACCAGAAGCCCAUCUGCUAUGUGAGCAAGGUUUUGCAAGGUGCCGAGCAGAAUUACCCACUAGCAGAAAAGGCUGCUUUUGCCCUAGUUUACACAGCUCGUAAAUUGAGGGCUUACUUCCAAUCGCACCAGAUUAUUGUUUAUACUGAUUUACCAUUGAGAAAAAUACUGCAGAAACCUAAACUCUCUGGUCGGCUUAUUGGGUGGAGCGUCGAGCUGAGUGAGUAUGACCUGAAAUUUCAGCCGCGCACAACCAUAAAAGGCCAGGCCGUUGCGGACUUUCUAGUGGAGUGCAUCUCGGCAACUAAGGAAGAAAAAGCACCCGAACACCCAGUCUGGGUUUUGUAUGUUGAUGGAGCAGCUAACAUUGAAGGGUCGGGUGCUGGGGCUGUGUUACUAGGCCCAGAUGGCUUUAAGUCUGAGCACGCGUUGAGGUUUAAGUUCCAGACGACCAAUAACGCUGUAGAAUAUGAAGCCCUCAUUUACGGACUGAAGCUGGCGUCCGAGCUGAAGGUACAAAGCGUUCAGGUUUUCAGUGACUCUCAACUCAUUGUGGGCCAGGUGAAUGGCAGUUGUGAAAUCAGGGAUCCCCAGCUCGGUCGUUAUGCCUCUGUGGUCAACAGAUUGAAGUCAAUAUUUGUCCUUUUCCAAAUUGAUAAAAUACCAAGAGCAGAUAACCACCGAGCUGACGAGUUGUCGAAGUUGGCCUCCUCGCAAGACCUUAACCCUCAGAGAUUGACAAUCAUCGAGAUACUCGACGCACCGAGCUACACUGAUUCCACAGUCGAGUGUUAGCUGCUAAGCAUAGAUCCCUCUGCACCGAGCUAGACCACCCCGCUCAUAAAUUAUCUGCAAAGUGGUGAGCUACCUGAAGAUCCGUCUGCUGCCAAGUUGAUUAAACGCAGGGCGGCCCAUUUUACUUUAAUAGAUAAUCAGCUUUACA